Messenger RNA from Girardinichthys multiradiatus, 2419 nucleotides. Its product is annotated as pannexin-1-like. The coding region runs from base 346 to 1503 and encodes 385 amino acids. The transcript is spliced from 5 exons. Gene Ontology annotation, biological process: monoatomic cation transport; positive regulation of interleukin-1 production. Gene Ontology annotation, molecular function: channel activity. The record is from RefSeq and is a predicted model, not a curated record. Lineage: Eukaryota; Metazoa; Chordata; Actinopteri; Cyprinodontiformes; Goodeidae.
ACGUUUUUGGACCUAAUUGCGCAUAUGUUUUGGUCGGGCCCAUCUAUAUGUCAAUGUUGACAGGUGCGCCUAACUGAUCAAUGGCGCCCUCUAGCGGCUUCCAGCCCGCCACUACCAACCCAUGGUGUCUGGGUUCAGUAACGGCACAGCAGGUUAAUCCAUCAGUCAGCGUUGUGAAAGAAGCUCCGUGAACAAUAGAGCGAGUCUGUGCUUGAAAUAAUAAAAUAAAUUUUUCUUGGAUGUUUUCUGCUCCCCAGACGGACUAAAAGCUGUGAGAUUUGUCCUGUUAAAAAACACAAAGAGCGGCUCCUCCAUCGUUCUGACAGCUUUUUGUGUGCGGCCCUCAUGGCGAUCGCCUCUGUGGCCACAGAGUACGUGUUUUCGGACUUUUUGUUGAAGGAUGCCACGGAGACGAAGUAUAAAGGAGUCCGUCUGGAGCUGGCUGUGGAUAAAAUAGUGACGUUUCUGGCGGUGGGGCUGCCUUUGUUUCUCAUCUCACUCGCUUUUGCUCAGGAGGUCUCUGUAGGGACUCAGAUCAGCUGCUUUGCUCCCACCAACUUUUCCUGGAAACAAGCUGCAUAUGUGGACUCUUUCUGUUGGGCUGCGGUGCAGGACCAGGCUGACAGUUCAACACUUUGGCUGCACAAGUUCUUUCCCUAUGUCCUUCUCCUAAUUGCCGUCCUGAUGUCGGUUCCUGCCGUGAUCUGGCGUUUUUCUGCAGCUCCACACCUCUCGUCUGACCUCAGCUUCAUCUUGGAGGAGCUGGAUCGAUUUUAUAACCGCACCCUUAAACUGGCCAAAAAUCUGGCAUCUUUAGAUGACAAGGAUGCAGCACAGGACAACCAGAGUGCUUUGGAGCUGACUGAGGGCUGCUUUAAAUACCCUCUUGUGGAACAGUAUCUAAAGACCAAGCGCUCCUCCUGCAGCCUCGUGGCCAAGUACAUGGCCUGUCGAGGCCUGACGCUGCUCACCCUCUUGCUGGCAUGCCUCUACCUCACCUACUACAUCUUUCUGGCUUCGCUCAUUGACGAGUUCCCCUGCGACCUGCGGACAGGAGUGCUGAAGAACGACAGCGCGGUGCCAUCCGCUGUUCAGUGCAAGCUGGUAGCAGUGGGCGUCUUUAGGCUGCUCAGCUACAUCAACCUGUGCGUGUACGUGCUUCUUGCUCCUCUGGUGGUGUACGCGGCUCUGGGACCGGCACGGCAGAGCUCAGGCUUCCUCCGGCCCUAUGAGUUGCUGCCUGGAUUUGGUGCUCUGGGCGAAGUUAAACCCGUCUAUAACGACCUCAGCAUCUACCUGUUGUUCCUGAAGGAGAACCUGAGUGAACUCAAGUCCUUUAAGUGUCUGCAGGUGCUGGAGUUGUUGCAGCAGACUGGUGAUGAGGGGUUUGACACAAUGUGCCUUCUGCAAACUCUGGGUCAGGUCAAAACUGACGUGUUGGACAGUCACAAGAUGUGCUCCAGCAAGAACAUCGAUGAGACGAAUAAGCCUAAAGAUACAUGAAACUGAUAUAAGAUGGAUUGUUGCUCUUAUUUAGAAGCUUUAAGGUUUAUUUUGGACUGGUGGGUAAGAGUUUAGUUUAGGUUUUGUGAUUUCUGCCCUCAGAUCAGACUAUCUUGUUUCUGAAUGAUGAAGAGGUGAGGAAGAGAAGAACUGGAGGAGAACCUGUGCACUUCUUUUCAUCUAGGAGGCUGGAUGAGUAGAUUUAGAUCAGUGUAAGAGGAAAGUGCUGAUUUUCUGUAUAGUUUGACCAAACUAAGGUUUAGUUCCCAUGUGGGUAAUUUCUUAUACAAGACAAUUCCAAGGACAGAUACAUUGGGUUUAGUUUAGGGUCUGUUGCUGAUCUUGUAUCUUUUAGAAAAUGAAUGUAUUGUGAUAACACACUACUAUACAUAGAAUCAAAAUAAUCUUCUUUAAACCAAGAUGGCCAUAUUGUUUGUGCUGGAGAAAGCCUUUAACAAACAUUAAAGACUUCGUGUACAAGGAGCAGCAUGUUGGUAUACAUGCUUGCUUUGACAGAAAUAAGCCUGCUGAUCAUUUUAGGGGAAAUCUGCACUUUUUGCAUGUUUUAUUUAUGCCUGGAUGGCUCUCAUCCCCUGCAUGUACAGCUUAGCAGUGAACGCUGAAUUGACUGUGGUAAAAAACAUGCUCUGCAAACAUGUGGGUUAAGAGAAACAGUUACUGCAUUUACAGAAGGGUUGAGCGUGUGACAAAAGGGAACCAACAAUAAAGCGAGAGCGACACCCCGCUGCUGCAGUCAAGAUGACCACAUUUUCUUCAGGAUGAUAAAAUGCCAGAUUGGAAACUUCUUAGGCUUGAGGAGCUUGUAUAUGAGGAAGCUUUUGUAAGUUACAUCUCAGCCAACUUUGUACUAACAGAUAUUUAUUGGGUAAAAUAAAAGUACUUGUAAUCACAAGAA